Messenger RNA from Lolium perenne, 1678 nucleotides. RefSeq lists its product as uncharacterized. The record is from RefSeq and is a predicted model, not a curated record. NCBI's taxonomy places the organism in Eukaryota, Viridiplantae, Streptophyta, Magnoliopsida, Poales, Poaceae.
AGUCCCGUGCUGGUCAUGACUCAUGACACCUGACCUAGGACUGCAAGCCCUACUCGCAACAGGGGAUUCUUUCCGUCCAUGGCCAUGAGGGUCGACUCGGCCAUCCUCGCCGUCGUCGUCACCUUCCUCAUCCCCCUCCGCCUGCUCUCCUUCGUUGUCCGCCUGAACACCUCCGGUAGCGCCGGCGACCUCCGCCGAUCCUGCACCGCCUUCGCCAUCGCGGCCGCGCUCCUCGCCGUCAUCUUCGGCCUUCCCCGAGACCACGUCGGUCAGACGGGGCACUGCGUCGCAUCCGUUACCAACACUGGGGAGGAUGGUAUGGGCCUAGAGGUUCGGCUGGAGAUCGAGCAGCUGAAGCUCCAGCUCAACCGAUUGGAAUCACUCUGGGAGAACAAUUCGAAAGCAUCGGAUGGUAAAGGUCAUGGUUCAGAUGAAGGUGGCGAGGUUGUGAAAGCGAUGGAACUGGACAUUCAGGCUCUGAUCAAGGAGCAAGAAAACAUCAAGGCCAUGCUAGUGAAAAUGCAUACAGAAUGGGAAAACAAUUCAAAAGCAUCGGGUGACAAAGGUCAUGUUUCAGAGGAAGAUGUUGGGGUUGUGAAAGCGAUGGGACUAGACAUUCAGGCUCUGAGCAAGGAACAAGAAAACAUCAAGGCCAUGCUACUGAAAAUGCAUACAGAAUGGGAAAACAAUUCAAAAGCAUCGGGUGACAAAGGUCAUGUUUCAGAGGAAGAUGUCGGGGUUGUGAAAGUUAUGGGACUAGACAUUCAGGCUCUGAUCAAGGAACAAGAAAACAUCAAGGCCAUGCUAGUGAAAAUGCAUACAGAAUGGGAAAACAAUUCAAAAGCAUCGGGUGACAAAGGUCAUGUUUCAGAGGAAGAUGUUGAGGUUGUGAAAGCGAUGGGACUAGACAUUCAGGCUCUAAUCAAGGAACAAGAAAACAUCAAGGAAUUAUUAUGGACUUCUGACAGUACUAUCAAGUCAGUCACAAAUGAGGUUCAAAUUCUUGCGGCGGAAUCAAGAAAGAUGAACUCUGAUGUAUACAAUAUAUGGUCAUUGGCCAACGAUACAGAGAAAACUGUUGAAGCUCUACAUUCAGAUGUCAAAAAGCAGGUUCAGGUUCUAACAGAUGAAUCAAGAAAGCUGGGCUCUAGUAUUCGCCAGGUAUGGUCAUUGGCAAAGGAUACUGGAAAGAAGGUUGAAACUCUAUAUGCAGAUAUUGAAAAGGUUCAAAUUGUAAGUGAUAUGUCAAGAAAGAUGGAGUCUAAUAUGCAUAAAAUGUGGUCUUAUGCAAAGAAGACAGAGAAGAGGGUUGAAGACCUAUAUUCAGAUGUCAAGAAGGGUUUCAAGAAGAAUGGACCGAAAAUUCCUUUCUGGACGAACUGACAAUGUCAUCGCCUCAUUGACUUAAUCGACUACCAUCGGUCUGGGCAUGGAGUAAUAUAGACGAGCAAAGGGGCGUUGUUUCAGUGAAUAUGUAAUACAUCCCUUGCAUGUUGUAGGAGACAGCUUAUCUUCUUGAUUCACAUGGGAUGUAGCGAGAUGUAGUCUCAAGUAUGUAUAUGUCAUGCACUACGCAGGUCGUCGUUUGUUUCCGAGGUGUGAAUCAAUAUACUUAAGGGGUUGUCACAUGAAUAGUGUAAAUAGCAGUUUAUAAAUGUUAUUUUCAGGCUUGUUGUGA